AUCCUCUCAGUCAUCGCAGCAACAUGGUCUCGCUAGAUCUCAGAAAGGUUCACCCCUCGUUUGAGCCCAAGUUUGCUCACUUUCCAUCUCGUCGAUCGACAGUGUUCUCGGCCAAGGGAGCUGUAGCCACGAGUCAACCUCUAGCAUGCCAAGCAGGUAUCGAGAUCUUGAAGAAGGGAGGCAAUGCAGCCGACGCUGCUGUCGCCACUGCCGCAGCGAUGAACGUCUGUGAGCCAAGCUGCACCGGCAUCGGUGGAGACAUCUUUUGCUUGUUUUUCGAUGCAAAGACCAAGACGGUGAGAGGUAUAAAUGGCUCCGGAAAGGCUCCUCAGGCACUCUCGGUCGAGCAUCUACGGUCCCAAGGCAUCAAGGGAAAUUCGAUCCCGUACGACAACCUCAACUCGGUAACGGUGCCUUGCGCCGCUGCGGGAUGGCUCAAAACUGUCGAAGAGUUUGGAUCGGGCAACUUGACCAUGAGAGAAAUUCUCGAUCCUGCUAUUCGCAUGGCGCGCGAGGGAGUUCCAGAGCACGAGUUUAGCGCUCGAGGGUAUCAACGGUCAGAGAAACUCAUCAAGAAUGCUUCGCCGAAUUGGCACGAGAUGAUGAUGCCCGAUGGAAACCCUCCCCUGGAAUCAAACAUCAUGACACACGCAGAGCUUGCCGACACGUUCGAAGCCGUUGCCAAGCACGGACAUGACGGCUACUACAAGGGACGCAUAGCUCAAGCCAUUGUUGAUCUCGUACAAUCCAAAGGAGGUGUCAUGACCAUGGAAGACCUCGCCUCCUGCGAGGCGCAAGUUAUCGAGCCAAUCAAGUAUGAUUUUCGAGUCGGAAUGGCAGGUGAUGAGGGAGUCACUCUCUGGGAAUGUCCACCUAACGGCCAAGGCCUGACUGCCCUUGUUGCCUUGGGUAUCGUUGAGGCGUACGAGGAGAAGCACGGAGUGGAUAUUUUGAGCUUGGAGUACAAUUCCGCGGACUAUCUUCACAUCCUCAUCGAGGCACUUAGACUGGCGUUUGCAGCUCAGUAUUACAUUACCGAUCCCGAUGUUGAAGAAAUGCCAACGAACGAGCUUCUGAGCAAGCCAUAUCUAGCCAAGCGAGCUGGCUUAAUAGAUCCCAAAAAGGCCAUCCGAGUCGAACACGGGAACCCCAUGCACUCGUCCGAUACCAUUUACCUAUCCACCGCCGACAAGGACGGCAAUGCCUGCUCCUUUAUCGCUUCCAACUAUGCUGGCUUUGGCACUGGGGCUAUUCCUGCUGGAUGCGGCUUCACUCUUCAAAACCGUGGCAGUGGGUUCGUACUGGAAGAGGGCCAUCCCAACUGCCUCAAGGGCGGUAAAAGACCCUACCACACGAUUAUCCCAGGCAUGGUGACUCAAAAUGGCGAGCUAUUGAUGAGCUUUGGUGUGAUGGGAGGUUUCAUGCAGCCACAAGGUCACCUUCAAGUCCUCUUAAACAAGCUCAGAGGCUUUUCGUCCCAAUCUGCUCUCGAUGCACCCCGAUUCUGUAUCUCUGCUGGUCUACCCGACAAUACCACAAAAGGAGCGUCCAACGCUGGUGAUAUGGAUUCCGAAAUCUGGAUCGAAGAGGGCAUCUCGGACGAGGUCAUUCAACAGCUCACAGCCAUGGGCCACCGCUGCGAACGAGCAUCAGACUAUGCUCGAUUCACUAUGGGUCGAGGACAGAUCAUCCAAGCUGUCAGAGACCCCUCAGGUCGAAACGUGUGGGCUUGCGGAUCCGAUCUCCGAGGAGAUGGAUGUGCCGUGGGAGAGAUCUGAGUGCCAUGAUGCAUACAACACGG
This is a messenger RNA of Kockovaella imperatae, 1801 nucleotides long. Its product is annotated as putative lincomycin-condensing protein lmbA. Lineage: Eukaryota; Fungi; Basidiomycota; Tremellomycetes; Tremellales; Cuniculitremaceae. Bases 24 to 1778 code for a protein of 584 amino acids. The record is from RefSeq and is a predicted model, not a curated record. The transcript is spliced from 16 exons.